This is a messenger RNA of Rattus rattus (black rat), 1680 nucleotides long. RefSeq names its product PR/SET domain 14 (gene Prdm14). Lineage: Eukaryota; Metazoa; Chordata; Mammalia; Rodentia; Muridae. The transcript has 7 exons. Gene Ontology annotation, molecular function: protein binding; RNA polymerase II transcription regulatory region sequence-specific DNA binding. Gene Ontology annotation, biological process: regulation of transcription by RNA polymerase II. The coding region runs from base 1 to 1680 and encodes 559 amino acids. Gene Ontology annotation, cellular component: nucleus. The record is from RefSeq and is a predicted model, not a curated record.
AUGGCCUUAUCGCCUUCUCGGGAGACCCAGUCCCAGGACAAGGUGAACUACCUGCCCCAGAGUAGCCCCCAGCACCUGAGUACCUACUAUGCGCCUGUCCCAGGCUACAGCCACUUCGGGAACCUCGCCACCACCGAGGAGGAUUUUCAGCCUUGGAAACUGACGGCUGCAGUGUUUGAGUCCCAGGCAAUGGCCCAGCUUAAUGCUUUUCGGAUGACUCCUCCCUUGUUGAACCCGAGUCUGGCUGUGCAGAGCGAGCCGCUGUACAAUCUGCCCUGGUACAAGUUGUCACCAUGGUAUCCAAUUCCUCAAUUCACUCCUGAGGUACCACAAUUUCUAGACAGCACUAAGCAUGAGAACGGCGGUUCCAGCAGCGAAAAUUCGGUCCCGGUCGGCGGCCAAAUCAACAGAGGCCAGUUGUGGGGAGCUGAAAAUUUACUUCUGCCGUCCCCGGUACUUGCUCUACUACCUGAUGGAAUUAAGACUUCCCACUCAAUACCUGUCCCCCAAACCUUGAACCAAGACGGGAAGCUGUCUUUUCGCGGCUUCAGCUUCACAGAGGAGGAACUGCGCUUCGUUCUGUAUGGAGCCAUCGCUAGUCCGGAGCACCCAUCUGGCUUACAGCACGCAAUUUCAGGCAUCCUGGUCCCCACAGAGAGUUCUGGGUCAAAUCAUCUUCGCAAAACUCUGGACAAAGACUCCCUUCAGCUUCCGGAAGGUCUCUGCCUCCUGCAGACAGCUUUUGGUGAUGCCCCACACUUUGGUGUGUUCUGUAGUAACUUCGUUGCCAAAGGAGUGAGAUUUGGACCCUUUCAAGGUAAAGUGGUCAAUGCCAGUGAAGUGAAGACACACAGGGACAAUUCUCGGAUGUGGGAAAUUUUUGAAGAUGGUCACCUGAGCCAUUUUAUCGAUGGCAAAGGUUCCGGGAACUGGAUGUCCUAUGUCAACUGUGCUCGAUUCCCCGAGGAGCAGAACCUGGCCGCAGUGCAGCACCAGGACCAGAUAUUUUACGAGAGCUGUAAAGACAUCCACCAGAACCAGGAGCUGCUUGUGUGGUACGGAAAUUGCUACGAGAAGUUUCUGGACAUUCCCAUGAGCCUCCAGGUCCCUGAGCAAGAAGGCAAACAGCUAUCUGAGCCCUGUGAGGAGUCUGCGGAAGGCUACAGAUGCGAACGCUGUGGGAAGGUGUUCACCUACAGAUACUACAGAGAUAAGCACCUCAAGUACACUCCCUGUGUGGACAAGGGGGAUAGGAAGUUUCCAUGCUCUCUCUGCCAAAGAUCCUUUGAAAAGCGUGACCGACUCCGGAUCCACAUCCUUCACGUCCACGAGAGGCACCGGCCCUACCUGUGUUCAACGUGUGGGAAAAGCUUCUCUCAGUCUUCCAGCCUGAACAAGCACAUGAGAGUCCACUCUGGAGACAGGCCGUACCAGUGUGUGUACUGCACGAAGAAGUUCACCGCCUCCAGCAUACUCCGGACACACAUUAGACAGCACUCUGGGGAGAAGCCCUUCAAGUGCAAACACUGUGGUAAAGCUUUUGCAUCCCACGCUGCCCAUGACAGCCACGUCCGGCGCUCACACAAGGAGGAUGGCCGGAGCUCCUGCAAUAUUUGUGGGAAAGGCUUCCUGGAUCAAGAGGCUUUCUAUGCCCAUGCGAAGCUUCACAAAACCUGCUAG